AUGAGGCCAAUUCUUCAACCAUGUGCGAGGGCCAUUCCAGCUUUCAGGAGGUAUCUAUUUCGCUCUGCCGUAACCCUAUCUUCGCCGGAGCUUGACGACAGCCUCCAUAGUCAUAUCGCCACAACCAGGGGCGAUCGAUCAGAAGGCUUCAUUCAUCCCAGUGCUGGAGCAAUGGAAGCAACAGGGCAACCAUUUAGAUUCUUCGGAUCUCAGAAACAUCAUCGAAACCCUAAGAAAUUCCCAACGAUUUUCCCAAGCUCUCAAGGUCGCUCUUUGGUUUCGAUUCUCUCAAUUACUGUAUCAGAGUGGAUGAGUGCCCAGAAAGUUUGCGAUCUAGUUCCUAAAGAUUACGCAGAUCGGCUUCAUCUGAUCGAAAACGUUCUAGGUUUGGAAGCAGCAGAGAAGUUCUUCCAAAGCAUUCCCGAGAACAAGAGAGAUGACUUUGUUUACACCACUAUCUUAAGCUCGUACACAAGGUCUGAUCAAACUCGGGAUAAAGCUGAGUUCAUCUUCUGGAAGAUGAGAGAGCUAGGGUACCUCACUAACCCCUCUGCGUUUAACCACAUGGUGUCUCUUUACAUUCAGCUAGAUAAGCGAGAUAUGGUCGAGAAGAUUCUGAACCAAAUGGAGGAGAACAAUGUCAAACCAAACAAUCUUACGUUUAACCUUAAACUGCGGCGUUACGCAGCUGUUACAAACAUCAAAACAAUGGAGAGGCUAUUAAAAGAGCACCGAAUCGUGUCAAUGAUGGCGUCUGCUUAUUGCAAGAGAGGCCAGCUAAGGGACGCCGAGAAACUAAUACAUAAUGUUAUGAUGCGGAAGUACCGUAAGGACAAUCCCAUUCAAAUGGCCCUGUUGAUGCGCGUAUUCUCUGGCAUGGGAUGGGAGACAAGAAUUCUUAUAGGAAUUGGAUUUGGAUGA
Messenger RNA from Camelina sativa (false flax), 921 nucleotides. RefSeq names its product putative pentatricopeptide repeat-containing protein At1g43010. The record is from RefSeq and is a predicted model, not a curated record. Lineage: Eukaryota; Viridiplantae; Streptophyta; Magnoliopsida; Brassicales; Brassicaceae. Gene Ontology annotation, cellular component: mitochondrion. Gene Ontology annotation, molecular function: protein binding.